Messenger RNA from Lotus japonicus, 2732 nucleotides. RefSeq names its product DNA gyrase subunit B, chloroplastic/mitochondrial-like. The transcript is spliced from 21 exons. Lineage: Eukaryota; Viridiplantae; Streptophyta; Magnoliopsida; Fabales; Fabaceae. Gene Ontology annotation, cellular component: chromosome. Gene Ontology annotation, biological process: DNA topological change. The record is from RefSeq and is a predicted model, not a curated record. Gene Ontology annotation, molecular function: DNA topoisomerase type II (double strand cut, ATP-hydrolyzing) activity; DNA binding; ATP binding. Bases 94 to 2304 code for a protein of 736 amino acids.
UAUAGAAAACAGGAAGAACAAGAUAGACAGUGAACUGUGAAGGAGGGAAAGAGAAGAGAGCACUGUUCAAUUCCAAUGUGUUAGAGUUCACUGAUGGCACCUGUGCUUCUUCUUCGUCCUCCUCUGCUUCGCUUCAUGGCCUCUCGCUACUUCUUCACUGCUUCUUCCUUCUCUCUUCGUUCUCUUCCUUAUCCUCAUUCUUCUUCUUCUUCCACUUCUUCUCUUCCUCUUUCUACCCUCUCAAAACCCAGGACGAGUUUUUCUCAGAGAAAAUGGUCUAUUUGCCCUUUAGUACCUUGUUCUGUGACUCCAAAGGCGUAUAUGUCGUCGGUGCCAGCAGCUGAACCUUCUCAGAAAAAUGAAAGUUCUAAAGCUUAUGGCUCUGAUCAAAUUCAGGUACUUGAAGGUUUGGAUCCUGUAAGAAAAAGGCCCGGGAUGUAUAUUGGAAGCACUGGCCCCCGUGGGUUGCAUCAUUUGGUGUAUGAGAUUUUGGAUAAUGCUGUUGAUGAAGCUCAAGCUGGAUUUGCUUCCAGGAUUGAUGUUGUUUUACUUGCAGAUGAUUCUGUGAGCAUCACUGACAAUGGUCGUGGGAUUCCUACUGACAUGCAUCCAACUACAAAUAAAUCUGCAUUGGAGACAGUCUUGACGGUCUUGCAUGCUGGUGGAAAAUUCGGUGGUGCCAAAAGUGGCUACUCUGUUUCAGGAGGUUUACAUGGUGUUGGUUUAUCAGUUGUUAAUGCUUUGUCUGAGGCACUGGAGGUAACAGUUUGGCGUGAUGGAAUGGAAUACAUGCAGACGUAUUCUCGUGGUAAACCAAUUACAAUUCUGAAAGGCCUUGUGCUUCCUGCUGAAAAGAGAGAUCUUCAAGGGACAUCAAUCAGAUUUUGGCCUGACAAAGAAGUAUUCACCACCACUAUUCAGAUUGAUUACAACACAAUAGCUGGGCGCGUUAGGGAGUUGGCUUUCCUCAACCCAAAGCUUACUAUCACGCUUCGUAAAGAUGACAGUGAUCCAGAAAAGGUCCAAUAUAAUGAGUUUUUCUAUGCUGGGGGAUUGGUAGAAUAUGUGAAUUUGCUCAACACUGAUAAGAAAGCUUUGCAUGAUGUCCUGAGUUUCAGAAAAGAAAUAGAUGGAAUCACAGUUGAUAUAGCUUUGCAAUGGUGUGAAGAUGCAUAUUCAGAUACAAUACUAGGAUAUGCUAACAGUAUACGCACUGUUGACGGUGGCACACAUAUAGAUGGUAUGAAGGCUUCUUUAACAAGAACACUGAAUAGUCUUGGAAAGAAAUCCAAAGUCAUCAAGGAAAAGGAUAUCACUUUAAGUGGCGAGCAUGUCAGAGAGGGUUUAACUUGUGUUGUCUCAGUCAAGGUUCCAAAUCCAGAGUUUGAAGGGCAAACAAAGACAAGGUUGGGCAAUCCAGAGGUGCGAAAAGUGGUUGAUCAAUCUAUUCAAGAGUAUCUUACUGAGUAUUUGGAAUUGCAUCCAGACGUUCUUGAGUUAGUGCUAUCUAAAGCCCUUAAUGCUUUCAAGGCAGCUCUGGCAGCAAAAAGAGCAAGGGAAUUGGUGAGACAAAAAAGUGUAUUGAAAUCUUCAUCUCUUCCGGGAAAACUCGCUGAUUGUUCAUCCUCAAAUCCUGAAGAAUGUGAAAUUUUUAUAGUUGAAGGCGAUUCAGCUGGAGGAAGUGCAAAGCAAGGGCGUGAUAGGCGCUUCCAGGCCAUUCUCCCUUUGAGGGGUAAGAUUCUGAAUACUGAAAGGAAGGAUGAAGCAGCAAUGUACAAAAAUCAAGAGAUACAAAAUUUAAUUCUUGGUCUUGGUCUUGGAGUGAAGGGAGAGGAUUUUAAAAUGGAUGCACUCCGAUAUCACAAGAUUAUUAUUUUGACUGAUGCUGAUGUAGAUGGUGCCCACAUCCGAACUCUGCUAUUGACAUUUUUCUUUAGAUAUCAGAGAGCUUUGUUUGAUGCAGGUUGCAUAUAUGUUGGUGUUCCGCCACUAUACAAGGUCGCUAGGGGAAAACAAGUGCAAUAUUGCUAUGAUGACGCUGAUCUUAAAAAUAUUCAGAAGGCAUUCCCUCCUAAUGCUUCAUACAACUUGCAAAGGUUUAAAGGGUUGGGAGAGAUGAUGCCUUUGCAACUAUGGGAAACAACCAUGAAUCCAGAAAGCAGGUUGUUGAAGCAGUUAAAGGUUGAAGAUGCAGCUGAAGCAAAUAUUGUUUUCUCGUCUCUUAUGGGUGCUCGGGUGGAUGGUCGAAAGGAGCUGAUACGAAAUGCUGCAAACAUGAUUAAUAUGGAUCAGUUAGAUAUUUGAUGGUGCUGCUAGCUGUGUAGAAAUUGAAUGUCUUCCUUGUUAAUUUACCAUACACUUCAUCAUAGUCAAGAAGGAAUUUUCUUUGUUGAAUACGGAGACGUCUCAAUGGAAGCAAGGUUCCUGACUUUUCAUUGGAGUCAUGUGGUGAGUUUAAAACAAUGUACACAGGGCACAGUGGAGCGACCAUUUUGUUGUUGCUGGGAAAUUUGAGAGGCUUGUUGGAGGUCUAAUUUGAUUUCUUCAAAUCUGAAAAGUGUAUAUUUUUCUGCCUCACCUAUUUCUGAUCAUACAUUUUUGCAUCUGUUUGUGUAAUCAUAUUCAGAUGUUACCUUUCAAAAGUUACCACCACCUGAACUCAGUUAUUGAUCUUGCAAUGUAAAGGUUUAAAUUGUAGUGUAUUCAAUCCAACUUACUUCGGUAGGGACAAA